UUUUGAGUUUUUACUGAAAAUCACUAUCAGAUGGCCACGGUCAGAGAGAAAACGGACAACGAAUCGCUCGAGUGGUCCCCGGAAGAUGAAAUCCAACUGUUCUUCGCAAUGGACGGUCUCCGGCCGGUUGGCAUUAACCGGCACUUUUUCAUCGCUUGCGUCGUGGAGCGGCUCUCGAAAGCACUAAAUCGGGAGGUUAGCAGCGAAUCCGUGUGGUCUCAUCUCGGGACGAUGUACAACCUGCAGGCCCUGGACGAGCAGGAUCCGCUUCCGUUCCCUAACGAGGAGACCGAUUUCAGUCUGCCGGAGACGGAGUAUCCGCUGGACAAGAAGCGGAAAUCGAUCGAAGAGCAACAACAACCGACGGAUGAAGCAAAGAAGGUGGAAGUGAAGCCGGAUGCGGCUGUUAAAGUUACAGCUAAAGAAAAAGAACCGGCGGACAAGGAAAAGGACAAACCAGUCGAAAAGGAGAAGGAAGUCAAGCAGAAUAAACCAGCGCCGGUGGACAAUACGCCUAAGCGACCGCCGAAGCGUACCCGUGGAUCUUUAUCGCUGGAGCCGAACGCAUCUAGUCCGGCAAGUACGCCACCGAAUGUACAGAGCACCAAGCGGCGACGGAUUUAGGAUUAAGUUUGUAUUACAUUAGCAUU
Culex quinquefasciatus (southern house mosquito) is the source of this 650-nucleotide messenger RNA. RefSeq names its product MRG/MORF4L-binding protein (gene MrgBP). Gene Ontology annotation, biological process: regulation of transcription by RNA polymerase II. The transcript has 2 exons. The coding region runs from base 31 to 624 and encodes 197 amino acids. The record is from RefSeq and is a predicted model, not a curated record. NCBI's taxonomy places the organism in Eukaryota, Metazoa, Arthropoda, Insecta, Diptera, Culicidae. Gene Ontology annotation, cellular component: NuA4 histone acetyltransferase complex; nucleus.